AUGACGGGCGACGGCGCGACGACGACGACGACGACGACGACGACCGCGCCCGCGCGCGAGCCAUCGCGCGGUGGGGUGUCGUCCAAGCCCGCGCCCGGCGCGCCGCCGAACCGCGCGCCGCCGUUCGAUAACAAGCGGCUCGCGGCGUGGGAGAAGCAGCGAGAGGCGUGGACGGCCGCGGGGCGAGCCGGGGGGUUGAUGACGGAGGCGCGGCGACGCGACCGCGAUCGACGGCCGGUGCUGAGCGCGGACGCGACGUACGACGACCUCCUGACGUCGUCGCGGCCGUUCUCCGCGCCGGUGCCGCUGCCGGAGAUGGUGGAGUUCUUGCAGGAGGUUUGGGACGAGGAGGGGCUGUACGAUUGA
This is a messenger RNA of Micromonas pusilla CCMP1545, 366 nucleotides long. RefSeq lists its product as uncharacterized. The record is from RefSeq and is a predicted model, not a curated record. The transcript has a single exon. NCBI's taxonomy places the organism in Eukaryota, Viridiplantae, Chlorophyta, Mamiellophyceae, Mamiellales, Mamiellaceae. The coding region runs from base 1 to 366 and encodes 121 amino acids.